Messenger RNA from Paraglomus brasilianum, 390 nucleotides. The record is from the annotation of a GenBank genome assembly. Lineage: Eukaryota; Fungi; Glomeromycota; Glomeromycetes; Paraglomerales; Paraglomeraceae.
AUGAAAAAAUUGGCUGCUCUCCUGGUUGCUCUUGGCAGCGUUUUCAUGGCCAACGCUUACUGCAUUUAUAACAAUGCCAGUAUUCCAGUUUAUGUAGAAAUUGGUUCUGACCCUUUUACUAGCUUCAAACAAACUAUUGGCCCAGGACAAAACGGUUGUUGCAAUUGGCAAACUGAAGGCUGUAAUCCGAGUACGAACAGAGAUGAAGCUUUACCUAUGAUGAUUUCAAGCGCUUGUGGGUGUUAUAAUCAAGGGCAGGUUAUUGCAGGUUACUCGUGUACGUUUUUUGGUGAUAACAAGAAUUGCCCUAAAGAUCAACCCACUUCUAUGAACGUCACUUGCGACGGUUUUGGUACAGAUGUGCGAACAAAUGUGCUUAUAGGUUGUUAA